Messenger RNA from Mucor mucedo, 882 nucleotides. Its product is annotated as MAGE family-domain-containing protein. NCBI's taxonomy places the organism in Eukaryota, Fungi, Mucoromycota, Mucoromycetes, Mucorales, Mucoraceae. Gene Ontology annotation, biological process: DNA repair. The transcript is spliced from 6 exons. The record is from RefSeq and is a predicted model, not a curated record. Gene Ontology annotation, cellular component: nucleus. Bases 1 to 882 code for a protein of 293 amino acids.
AUGUCAAGUCAAGCUAGACCUCAGAAACGUGCACGUUUAGAUAACGAUGCCGAUUUUUCUCAACUACAGGAAGAACAUUGGGAUGAUGAGGCUCUUCAACGUAAAGUAAAGGACGUCAUUCGAUAUGCUCUUGCUUGUGAAUAUAAGCGAAAAGUUGUUAAACGUGAAGAUAUUACCAAAAUUAUUUCUCAGGGCGGAAAUAAAAAGGUCUCGUUCAAUAAUGUCAUGGAUUUAGUUCGCAUCAAGUUGAAUCAAGUGUUCGGCAUGGACUUGGUAGAGUUACCCAAAUUAAGAGAAAAGUUAAAUCAAUCUCAAACACAAUUAAAAAAUACACAAUCAACACAAGCAGCCGAAUCCUCGACACAGGCACAAUCAUCUACACAAGCAGCAGCAGCAGCAAGAAGCGGUACAUCGGGUACAUUUAUCUUGCGAUAUAAUAUGAAGGAAUCAUAUCGUACUGGUGAAGUACUGAAUCAAUCACCCGAGGAGUACCAACAGACGGGUAUUCUGUAUGUGAUUUUAGGUUUGAUCUUUUUGAACUCACAGAGCAUGACAAGUCCUGAUUUAUACAGUCAUUUGGAUCGUUUAAAGAUUUCGAAAAGCAAUUCAGCAUCAGAGGAUAGAGACAAACUUUUGGAAUUGUUUAUAAAGAACCAGCAUUUAAAAAAAACGAAGCGACCAGAUACAAGUGGUGAUGAUACUGAAUUCGAUUAUACAUGGGGAGCAAGAGCCAAACUCGAAUUAUCACCCGAGAACAUGGUCCAGUUUUUAUUACAGUUUUAUGAUGGCAGUUCAACACAAAAGAAGGAAUUACAGGAUAGAAUGUACAAACAAGGAGGAUACCAAGUUGCCACCCGUGCCACAUCUGAAGGCCCCAACUAA